This is a messenger RNA of Ficedula albicollis (Collared flycatcher), 945 nucleotides long. RefSeq names its product cysteine and glycine rich protein 1 (gene CSRP1). Gene Ontology annotation, molecular function: structural constituent of muscle; actinin binding. Gene Ontology annotation, cellular component: Z disc; nucleus; cytoplasm. NCBI's taxonomy places the organism in Eukaryota, Metazoa, Chordata, Aves, Passeriformes, Muscicapidae. Gene Ontology annotation, biological process: sarcomere organization; muscle tissue development. The coding region runs from base 34 to 612 and encodes 192 amino acids. The record is from RefSeq and is a predicted model, not a curated record. The transcript is spliced from 6 exons.
GGACCCCGACACCGUCCCCGGCCCGGCCGCAGGAUGCCAAACUGGGGAGGAGGGAAGAAGUGUGGGGUGUGCCAGAAGGCUGUGUACUUCGCUGAGGAGGUGCAAUGUGAAGGCAACAGCUUCCACAAGUCCUGCUUCUUGUGCAUGGUCUGUAAGAAGAAUUUGGACAGCACCACUGUGGCCGUGCACGGUGAGGAGAUCUACUGCAAGUCCUGCUACGGGAAGAAGUACGGCCCCAAGGGCUACGGCUACGGGCAGGGAGCAGGGACCCUGAGCACCGACAAGGGCGAGUCCCUGGGAAUCAAAUACGAAGAGGGCCAGCCCCACCGACCCCCCAACCCCAGCGCAGCCAGGAUGGCGCAGAAGGUGGGAGGAGCUGACGGCUGCCCCCGCUGCGGCCAGGCCGUGUACGCGGCCGAGAAGGUCAUCGGAGCUGGCAAGUCCUGGCACAAGUCCUGCUUCCGCUGUGCCAAGUGUGGCAAAAGCCUGGAGUCCACCACCCUGGCAGACAAAGAUGGGGAGAUCUACUGCAAAGGUUGUUACGCCAAGAACUUCGGUCCCAAGGGCUUUGGCUUUGGGCAGGGCGCCGGGGCACUGAUCCACUCGCAGUGAGCUCCAGGGCUGGGCCCUGUGCUCGCCCAGGGCUCCUCCUGUGCUGCCUGCCCACCCCACGCCGCAGUGAGUGCCCCACUGCCCCCUCCAGCCACCGCUGCUUCGCAGCACCAGCCCCUCCUGCCCUGCCCUGGCAUCCCCCGGAGCUGGGGUGGUGCCAGCACUGUUCCCUUGGGGACAGUGUCCUGCUGGGGCAGGUGGCACAGGGGCCGUUCCCUCCCACUGCAGCGAGGCCCCAGUGCCCAAGUCCUGCUCUGCGUUGCCCGUCCUGCCGGCCGCGUGCUCAGCCGUGACACCGAGCAAGCAAUAAAACACCCGAGAUAUCAAAGCUCA